AAAUUAAGUGGACGAUAAGAUAAAAUUGAUUGUCGUAUUAGACGAUCAAUCGCCGAAGUAACUGCUUUGCUUAGGUUCAUUAAACAUCUGAUUAAGGGAACGAUGAAGUUUAAAGCGCUGAUUAUUUUAUCUUUUUGUUUCGUUCACAUUUCUUGCCAAAAUGUGAAUUUGACCGAAUUAAUCGGAAUGGUGCAAGAGAAUCUUGAAGCUGCCCAAGAAUAUGUACUACCAACAGAUAACCGGGAUUUGGUUAAUGUGAGUGACGCAACAUUAUAUGAUUAUGGCGAAUUUAACUACAUAGUAGUCGGUGCUGGAUCAGCUGGAGCAGUUUUAGCAAAUCGACUGUCAGAAGUGCCCAAUAACCAUGUUUUGCUACUGGAAGCCGGAGGAGAACAAACAGAAUUUACCGAUAUUUUAGGAUUAAGCCCUAAUUUGUAUUUUUCGGAUAUGAACUGGGGUUACAAUACGACCAGACAAGAAAAUGCGUGUUUGGGGAUGGUUGAUCAACGGUGCUUCUAUCCAAGAGGAAAAGUCGUUGGAGGCUGCAGUACAAUUAACGCUGGAAUGUACGUUAGGGGAAGCCCCUUAGAUUUUGACCGAUGGGAGACGGAAUUGGGAAAUAAGGGCUGGUCGUAUAAUUCUGUUCUACCCUACUUCCUAAAAUCCGAAAACGCCGUUUUUGAUGCCCGCGAAAAAAAGUUUCAUGGAGAAGGCGGUUAUCUACACGUCGAUGUUCCAUCCGGAACACCAGGACUAGAAACGGUAAUUUUCGAUGGAUUCGAAGAGCUCGGUCAAAAACGAAUCGAAGAUUACAACGGCGAAGAACAAGUUGGUAUUAGUCGGGUUCAAUUCACCUUGAAUGAAAAUAAGCGUGAUAGUACAGGAAGAGCAUUUCUGGACAAUGUUAGAAACCGUUCAAAUCUCCACGUGAGCACCAACAGUUACGCGGUUAAAGUGAUGAUUACCAAAGAAACAAAAACCGCGUACGGAGUAGUUUUUAUAAAAGACAACAAACAGUACAUAGCGAGAGCAAAGAAUGAAGUGAUUUUAUCAGGCGGCGCAAUAAACUCUCCACAGCUUCUGAUGCUCUCUGGCAUCGGACCAAAACAACAUCUGGAAAGUUUAGGAAUCGAGGUUAUAGAAGACUUGCCCGUCGGUCAAAAUUUAGAGGACCACAUGAUAUAUACGGGUUUGUUUUAUAGAACAAAUCACACCUUCUACAACAACACUUUAGAAGAGCUGUUGCAGCUCUAUAUGGAUGAUAAACGGCCUUACAUUGCUGGAUUUUCAUGUGAAUUUGUGACGUUUGUAAAUUUCCAAAACAAUACAAAAGACAGACCGAAUGUCCAAAUUUUAGUAAGCUCGCCCCCUAAUCUAAACAACAACGCCGGAUGGGUCUUCAAAUUUAAUGAGGCAUACACAGCAGCUCACCAAUCUGAUCCUCUGCAUGACAUUUGGUUUACGCCGCUCAUAUUGCAUCCGAAAUCGAAAGGAUCGGUGACGUUGCAAUCAAACAGUCCCUUAGACAUGCCGAUAAUCGAAACCAACUAUCUUUCUGAUCCAGACGACCAUGACAUAGAAACCCUAUAUAAUGCUACUCAGUUUAUUUUGAGAUUAAAUGAAACCAAAGCAUUUAGAGAUUUCGAAGCUACUUUUAUGCAUCCUCCCAUGCCCACUUGCGAUCCAGUGUACGACAGAUAUUCUAAAGAUUGGUGGUAUUGCUCCAUAAGAACAAUCGCUUCAACGCUCUACCAUCCCAUAGCGACGACACGAAUGGGAAACUCCACGGAAAAUUCAGUGGUGGAUUCAGAACUAAGAGUUCACGGAAUCAAUGGUUUAAGGGUCAUAGAUGCCGGAGUUAUUCCAGAACACCUUUCAGGUCUUCCAAAUGCGGCGAUUAUCAUGGUCGGCGAAAAAGGAGCCGAUUUAGUUUUGAGCGCAAAAUCAAGAUCUUCAGGUUUUAAUGCGCAAGACUCAAAGGUGUUGAAGAACAUACAUAGGAUUCGCAACAAAUGGAGAUUUAUUUAGGUUCUGGACAACUGUAAAGAGCAGAAGUAUUUCAAUAAAGUUUCAAUAUUUUUCAACAAAAAAAAGCGAUUACAAUUCAGAAACAACGAAUGGGAAAAUAAAUAAAAAUUAUGUUAUAUAAGUAUUUGAUUGUACCUACAUUAUAAAUGAUAAAAACGAUCAUAUAUUAAAAAACCUAUUUGAAAUACUAUUUAAAUAGUAUAGUAUAACACUAUAUGUUAAAAAUUAUCGCAAAUGUUGAUAAAAAAAACCUAUUUGAAAUACUAUUUA
This is a messenger RNA of Cylas formicarius (sweet potato weevil), 2298 nucleotides long. Its product is annotated as glucose dehydrogenase [FAD, quinone]-like. The coding region runs from base 103 to 2028 and encodes 641 amino acids. Gene Ontology annotation, molecular function: flavin adenine dinucleotide binding; oxidoreductase activity, acting on CH-OH group of donors. The transcript is spliced from 8 exons. NCBI's taxonomy places the organism in Eukaryota, Metazoa, Arthropoda, Insecta, Coleoptera, Brentidae. The record is from RefSeq and is a predicted model, not a curated record.